CCUGCUCUCCCAUUCUCGUCGCUGGAUUGGCUGUGAGACUCAUCUACUCACUGGGCUUGCGCGUUGCAAGACGCGAGAAGAGGGGGUCAGCGGGCAACAUGGCUGCUGCUGCGGCCGGUGUGGGUCGGCUAGAGGAAGAGGCGUUGCGGCGAAAGGAACGGCUGAAGGCCCUACGGGAGAAAACCGGACGCAAGGACAAGGAGGAUGGGGAGCCAAAGGCCAAGCAGCUCAAAGAUGGGGAGGAGGAAGGCGAGAAGCACAGGGAACUCAGGCUGCGGAACUACGUCCCCGAGGACGAGGACCUGAAGAGGAGGAGGGUGCCCCAAGCCAAACCAGUCGCCGUGGAAGAGAAGGUGAAGGAGCAACUGGAGGCCGCCAAGCCGGAGCCUGUCAUUGAGGAAGUGGACCUGGCCAACCUUGCACCCCGGAAGCCUGACUGGGACCUCAAGAGAGACGUAGCCAAGAAGCUGGAGAAGCUAGAAAAACGGACCCAGAGGGCCAUCGCCGAGCUGAUCCGUGAGAGGCUGAAAGGCCAGGAGGACAGCCUGGCCUCUGCAGUGGACGCCAGCACAGAACAAGAGGCCUGCGACUCUGACUGAGGCGAACCCCGGCCCCUCACCUACUUGUCAGGCCUGUUUAGCAGGAGGAUGGUCUCGGACAAGGGUUGGGGCUGGGCUUGCCUUCACGUCCACUUUGGCUUCAGAGCAGUGAAUCCCUGCCCCAUCAUUCUGAACCACCACCCCCAUGGGGUGAGGUCAGCUCCUCGUCUCCUGAGUGGUCCCCAAACCCCUGAGUGGGGGCAGAGCCAGCAACAGCUCUGUGGGCUCGCUGUGUCUGUACAUAUGUAUGUAUUAUGAACUUUUUUUUUUAAAUCUCUGGAAAUAGAGACAAACAGAUCCCUAUCAUAUAUUUCCUGGGUCUUCGGCGCGCUGUGGGUUGGGGCCCCGAGACAGGGUGCCUGCAAAGGCGAUGCUUACAUGAAUAGGCCCUGUGUUGGCCUGAGCAUGUUGAGACUGGAGGGAUGGGACAGGCCCAGGUCUGCCCUCUGGCUCCAGGUCCAGGCCCAGUCCUUGGUCAGCGGUGGUCAUCUCAGAACCCUCGAGUGACAGAGAUGGGUCUGAGAGAGUUCUCUUAAGACUUGGCACAGGCCUGGGCAUUGUAGCAUUCUGUGGGACAGCGCGGAGAGGCUCCCUCCCCGGUCCUCUGUGGCCGCCUCACAGUGUGAGGGACGGAAGGGAGAGGCUGGGCCCGUGAAGGCUGUGAGCUGUGCCCCGGCCUCAGCUCUGCGCUGCUCCGGAUUCCAGGUCCUGGGCCCUGUUCUCUCUCACUCUGCCUAGCCCCAGGCAGCCCCUCGGUUUCAGUUCUCCCAUCAGAGCUGGCCUAUGGCUUCCCUGGGACAGGGCCCCUGUGUAGGGGACGGUGGCCCAUUCUGCUAGAGACUGGGGUAGUGUGGGCUGGGUUUCGGGUGUGGUGUUGAGUCCCAACCCCCGAGGUCCUGAGCCACCUCUGUGGCGUUGACUCUCCAGAGCAACUGGCUGGCCACAGCUCUGACUCCAUGUGUCUGUGGCCAACUAGAAUUUCAUCUCCUCUAGAAUGAUAACAUGCUUGAGUUUCCUUGGGGUUUUUUUUUCCCAUUGAGCCUCCUGCCCCUGCCCUGGGUCAUCCCAGUAUGUUCGUCCCUCUGUGAUGAGUUUCAAGAACACAGUGACCCGGCUUUGGUGGAUGGUGCUGAGGACUCGGGCCAUAGAGGUGGAGCAGGCGUGUACACGGAGACCAGUAUACAUACAGUAAACGAAAUGCUUUAAGUUAAAAUUACGCAUCUACUCUAAGAAGGUAAACCUUCUGUAUAAAAGAAGCAGGAACUUGCAGUUGUGAAUGAAGGCUGAAGUGACGGGUGGCCAGCUGCUGCGGAGAGCAGUGGGACCUGACCAGGACUCUGAUUCCCACCAGUGACAGGGGUCAGACAUGCCCACGGGCGUCAGGACUGGAGCCAGGCUCCCUCUGCAUGGCCAGGGUCUGGACCGGGGCUUCAUUUCCUAGGAGUAAAGGAUGAAAAGAGCCCCACCUCCUGCGCAUGCAGCUGGAAGCAGAACACUUCUCUGUGGCAGUGGAGGGACUCAGACACCCGGUGACUGGCAGCUGGGCGCCCGCUCAGCACCCGCACUGGGACUAGAGUGGGGAUAUCCCCACAGUAUGAGCCCCGAGAGCUGAUGGAAGGUUUGCUUCUGCAUGUAAACCCUGUGUGCCCUACAAAAAACUGCCUGACGAGGAGAGAGAAAAACAAAGAUCACCAUGUGUGAUGGGCACUCAAAACAAAAGUUACAAAACCUGUGAGAAAACCCAGUGCCUUAAAGAGUGACCAACAACCCAACAAGUGGGUGAGUUUACAGCCAAGGACACUGAAACAGUAACAUCCUAACAGGCUUUAAAAUGAGCAUUUGUUUUAUCAUCAGAGAGAAAAGAACUGACUCCUAUAACUCAAGAACAGAGAUUGGAUAUGAAAAAGAACUGAUUAGAAAUCUUGAAAAUAAAAAACGUUUAUUAAAAUAAGCUCACUAGCUGGCAAAAAUGGGAUAGAGGUAACAUAGUUUUUUGAAUGACUGAACUUUUCAAAAUCAAUCCACAGAUUCAAGGAGGACAACAAAACUCAUUGGGGCAACAAAAAGAAGUCUACACUCAAAUGUUCCCUCUCUUGAUGUGGGUACUGAUUUAUUAGGUAUAAUAAAUUGCCCCAAAACUCAGUGGCUUGAAUAAACAUCUUUGUUAUCUGACAGUUUCUAUGGGUCAGGAAUGCAGGGCAGCUUAGCUGGGUAGUUCUAGCUCGGGGUCUCUUUUGAGGUUGCUGACAAGCUGUCCCCACGGCAGCGGUCAUCUGAAGGUCUGAUGGGCUAGAGGGUCUGCUUCCGAGGCGGCUUCCAUUCUCAGGGCUCACAGGGAUGCUUGAUUUACACACAGUGCACAUGCAAGUCCUUGCCAUGUGGACCUCUCCAUAAGGCUUGAUUGGGUGUCCACAUGCCGUGGCAGCUGGCUUUCCCCAGAGUGAGUGGCCCAAGAGAGAAAGGAGGAAGCUUUAAGGGCUUUUAUGACUGGGUCGUAGAGGUAUUAUUCUGCCACAUUCUGUUUGUUAGAAGCAAUUCACUGCAUCCAGCCCGUACUCAGAGAAUUCGGUUCCAUUUCUGAAAGGGAGAUCUGCCUAAGAAUUUGUGGGUCUAUUUUAAAAUCAAUACAUACCUAGACACAUUGUAAUAAUUUGGCAAAAUAAAAAGACCAAGAAAUAAUCUUAAAAUUAGAGAGAAAAGAUAGAUUACCUUUCCAGGAGCAAGACUGUAGCAGAUGUCUCAACCACAGGCAGUGGUAACUGGACGAAAGAAAAUUGUCAACUGAAAAUUCUAUACCCAGAGAAAAUGUCUCAAGGUAUUUUUAGACAAAAUCAGAGAUUUUUGUCACCAGCGGACUCACACACAAAAAAAUCUAUUUUGAGGUAAUGAAAAAUGAAAAAUUGUGAUGGUGGUUACACAAAUCUGUGACUAUGCCAGGAGUCGUUGACCUGUACCCUUUAAACGGAGGAAUCGUAUAGGAUGUAUAUUAUAUCUCAGUAAAGCUGUUUUUAAAAAACGAAUCAGCAUUCUCAAAAGGAAAAAAAAAAAAAGAAUUCUGAAGAAUGUCUUCAGACUGAAGGGACACAUCCCAGAUGGAAAAUCUGAGAUAAAAGAUAGAAUGAAGAGAAAGAAAGUGUAAAUUUAAACAGGCAUUGACCUUAUAAAGCAAAAAAAAUGCUUCGUGGAGUAAAAGUGAAACAGGGAUCACUUAGCAGCGAUGGCGUAGGAGGCCAGCGGGAGGGGGCGGUGGGAGUUACAGCCUCCGCGAAGCUCCCUCAAGACGGGAGGAAAGACUCCAGUUAACACUGGUCUGCAGGCAGGCUGACAUUUCUAGGGUAACCCUAAAUGAACAGAAACAAGACCACUUCCAAAGCAGUUGAGAGAAAAAAAAGUGGAAUGAAAAAAAAAAAUAAGGCAAAAAGAAAAGAUCAGUAAAUGAAUCCAUAUACAUCAUUAAUUACAAUUAAUGUACUAGACUACUUUUUUUGAAAACUCAGUCUGAUGCCAUUUUAAAAAGAAACCUAAACCCCAACAGAAAGAUUGAAAGCAGAGGGAUUAGAAAAGCUCUCUCAAGCUCAGAAUCAGCAAAAGGAAGCUGAGGUCGGCUGGGUCAUGUCAGACCAGGGAGCCUGUCAGAAGUGUUAUUAGCUACACUGCUGUGCUCUGGAGCGGCGCCCCCUCCCCUCCGCCCCGGCCGUGGGAGUGCUAAGUGGGAAGACCCCUUGGGGAACCUUGAACAUGAGUACACCCUGUGACCGACCAGCAAUUCCACUGUUAGUGUCCUGGGAAACAGUCGCACGUGUCUUCCUGGAGACGGACAGGAAUGCUUAUAGAAAGAAGCAUCGUCCGUAGGGGCUCCUGCACGCACACCCAACACAGAUGUGGUAGUAAGCUGUAUUUCUUACAGUGGAAUUCUCUAUAGCAAUAGUGAAAUGAAUGAUAUCCACCUACAAGAUUAUGGCCAUAUCUCAAAAGAAGCAAGUCACAGAAGAAAUGGGACACGAGCCUCUGGUAUGCGUGGACGGUAAAGCCGGCACAGGAAUGCACGGUGGCGGCCUCAGCGUCAGGCCUGCAGCAGCUCCGGGAAGGGGCCCUUGAGGUGCCGCCAUGUUCUUUUCCUUGGCUUGAGUGAUGGGAACUCACUUUAUUCUCUCUCCAUUCAUUUUCUAUUCUGUGUGUGUGUGGUGUUUGUGAUGUAUUUCACCCACCUACUUUUUAAAGGAGAAAUUUUCAGAAUUCACAACCUAAAAUGACUGUUCAAAGUGUGAAGUGGAAUUUUUUUAAAUGGCCACAUCUGCCGUUCACCGCUGUGGUCUAGAUUAGAACAUUGAGGGUAAAGAGAAAAAUCACAUAAGCUCCAUGGGGGCGGGAGGUGGGAGGAGGAUUACCUACAAAUGAAUGAGUUUCACUUUUCAUCAUUAAUAGAUACUAGAAUGAGUUUCACUCCUAAGUGCUGUGGGAACAGAUGUCAAUCUGUUCAACUAUCAUAAAUACUAAGGGUAGGAUAGACAUUUUCAGGCUAUGGCACUGCUUUCCAUGCACUGGUAUUUGCUGAGGGAACUCGUAAAUGAUGGUCUGUAGCACGAAGAGCCGGGAGGGGGCAGAUGGAGGAAUGUGGGAACCAGGACCGCGUUUGGCAGACACUCACAAACAGGGUCUUAAACCAGGAGGGUUUAUUGGGUCUUGUGUUAAGUCUAAAGUGGUCUAGUGGCUCCUUGAGGCUGCCAGGGGCAUGAGUCCCUUCCUCUCCCCAGCUGCCCUCUGUAGCUCCCCUAGAAAUCUACACCCCAAGGUUUGAGCUACAGGCAGGAGGAGGAAGGGUAAAGGGCAAGCCAUGAAGAAACCAUGGCUUCAAGCCCAGUCCACCAGGCUCGCCUUCACAUCUGACCAGCCAUUACUGUGUCUGAUCCACUGCUAACUGCAGACAUGUGGGGAAUAAGGUAUUUUAAGCGGGACACAUUGCCACCAAGGUUGAAACUGAGAAAGGAAGUAAAAGUAGAUAGACUGCUGGGAAGGCAGCCAGCAGUGCCUGCCACAGGACGCAGGAAGAAGUGGUGAGCGAAGAAAGUGGUAAACAUUGCAAGAACCAACAAUGACACCUCUAGCAAGACGAAAAACGAAGACACACAUUAUAAACAUUAGGAAUGAAAUACGGCUAUCACUGCGAACCCCACAGACAUCAAAAGAACAGUAAGGGAAUUUUGUAAACUAGCCACAUAAAUUUGACAAGUUGAUGAAAAGAACCAGUUUCUUGAAAAGCACAAACUCCCACAAUUUACCCGCGAUGCAAUAGAUACUUUGCAUAGCUCUGUAACUAUUAAGGAUAUUGAAUUCCUAAUUUAAAAACCCCUGAAAAAGAAAUCUCAAAGCCCAGGUGGUUUUACUGCAGAAUUAAUAUACCAGUUAAGUGCAAUUCCUGUCAAAAUUCCAGGUAGGAUCUUUAAAUAUAGACAGGAUUAUUCUAAAAUGAUUCAGGAAAGGCAAAAGAACUAGAACAGCUUAAACAAUUUUUAACUAGAAAAAUAAAGCAUGAGGAAUCACCACUUCAAGGUGUCACGCAGCUACAGUUAUCGAGAUGCUCCUGGUGGGAAGAGGUGCACGGAUCAAUGGGCGAGAACGUAAAAGAAGUAACUCCAUGUGCACAACCCACUGAUGUUUGACAAAAGUGAGAAACGAGCUCUGCGGAGGAAGCAUGGUCUUCAGCAGAUGGUGCUGGACUGACUGGAUAGCCAUAGGCCGAAAAAGGACCCCAGUGUAAGCCUCAGACCUUACACAAAAGCGAAAGCGGGUCACAGGUUUAAAUGGAAGACGUAAAAUCCUGACUUUUGGGAGAGAACCUUCAGGACCUAGAGCUUGGCGAAGCAUUCUUAGAUAUGAGACCAAAAGCACAAUCCGUAAAUUGAUAAAUUGGACUUAACCAAAAUGAAAAGCUCUUGACCCAACAAAGCCUGUUAAGAGGAUGAAAAGAAAAGCUACAGACUGAGGAAAUAUUUGCAAACCCCUUAUCUGAUAAAGGACUCGUCUAGAAUGUAUAAAGGAAGCUCAAAACAACAGGAAAAAAGAGAGAGGGAGGAAGUCAAAUUAGAAAAUAGGCAAAAGACAUGAGUCAUUUUACCAGAGAGGAUAUAUAUAUAUAUGACACACAAGAAAGAUGUUCAACAUCACUAGCCAUUAGGGAAAUGCAAAUUAAAAUCAUGAUGAGAUACUAUUACACACUUAUUAAGAACAGCUUAAAUUAAAAACAUAAUACCAAACGCUGAUGGACGUGGAGAAAGGACCAUAAAUGUUAGUUAUUCUGGGAAAUAGUUGGGACAGUUUCUUAAGAAACCGAACGUUACUUAACGUAUAACCUAGCAACCAUGCUCCUGGCAUCUAUUCCAGAGAAGAAAAUUAUGUCCACACAGAUGGGCUUAGCAGAUAUGAAAACUAUAGACACACAUGUUCAUAGCAAUUUUAUUUGUAAUCAUCAAAAGCUAGGGGGAAAAUGCCUCACGCAUUACUGCUUAAUGAACACUGGAUAGUUUGUGUCAGUUAAAUAAGCACGGAUCUUCAACUUAUUGGAGGUUGCCAAGUCAUCAUCAGACCAAGAUACAGGUCUUAGUGUAAUUUCUCUUCCUUCAGUUAGGAAUUUAAAAAUUCACAAACAAUAGGUGGGAGUAAGUAUGGUAAAAAAAAUCUCUGACAUGUGGCAUGCAGUCUACGAGGGCAUUCCUUCACCUGGUCCUGUACUCUGGGGAGUAAUGGAGUGGAAAGUUAAAUAAGUUUUUAUUCUGUGAAGAAACCAGCCAACCCCCAAAAUGUCCUUCAGUAGCUGACUGGGUAAACGGGCGCACCACACCGUGGACUACAGCUCUGCAGUAAGAAGGAACAAGCUGUUGAUAAAGGGAGUGGCUUGCUUGGACCUUAAGGGCAUUAUGCUGAGUGAAAUAAACAGAUACACAUGUAUCUCAGAAGAUC
This is a messenger RNA of Pteropus alecto (black flying fox), 7556 nucleotides long. It is a transcript of the gene CCDC12, whose product is annotated as coiled-coil domain containing 12. Bases 99 to 599 code for a protein of 166 amino acids. The record is from RefSeq and is a predicted model, not a curated record. The transcript has 7 exons. Gene Ontology annotation, cellular component: post-mRNA release spliceosomal complex; U2-type spliceosomal complex. Lineage: Eukaryota; Metazoa; Chordata; Mammalia; Chiroptera; Pteropodidae.